Cryptotermes secundus is the source of this 1865-nucleotide messenger RNA. RefSeq names its product general transcription factor II-I repeat domain-containing protein 2. NCBI's taxonomy places the organism in Eukaryota, Metazoa, Arthropoda, Insecta, Blattodea, Kalotermitidae. The coding region runs from base 727 to 1683 and encodes 318 amino acids. The transcript has 2 exons. The record is from RefSeq and is a predicted model, not a curated record.
GGUAUGACACCUGCCAGCAUGAGGUUCAGAAGAGAGCUACGUUUUCCACUUGACCUACUGAUUGGUACCCCCAGACAAGCAACAUAUGACUGAAUAGGUAACAACCAUCAUUAUGCCCAUCAACAUCUGAAGAUGGCAAGAGACAAGAUGAGGGCCCACUAAGAUCACCUAGCCAGCUCUGCUGCAUUCCAGAAUGAAGACAAGGUCUGGUAGUACCACCUGACCCACACCCAAGGAAAGUCGCCUAAACUGUACCCAUCCUGGGGAGGCACUUACCAGGUGAUCACAUGGAUCAUCAUAUAGCUUAGAGCAGGGGUCGGCAAACUACGGCCCGCGGGCCAACUCCAGCCUGCCGCCGCUUUUUCUGAGGCCCGCGCGCUAAUAAUAGAUUUUACAUUUCCAAACUCUUAAAAAUGUCAAAGUGGAAUAAUAUUUCAUGAAACAAGAUAAUUAUUAUAAUAUUAGUUUAAUAUUUCUGCAUCUAUGAAGCUUUAUUUAUAGGAAGAAACCUACGUUUUAUCGAACAUAUUGUCUAUGGAUGAUAACGCACUCCAACGGCCGACCUUGAGUUGAGGAGUUGCGAGAAUUGCCGUGUGUGGCGCUCCUAUAGCUUCCCAUUCUCACGUUCGCACGUUCCUUCGUGGCCUCAGCCGUGAUGACACGCAGUGUUACGAAUGCCACGUGUAUCGCAGUUCUGUGUCGUUUUAAUACCAGUGGAUAUCCAUCAUGUCGCUGUCGAAACCACAAAAGAAGAGAAAAGUGGACUUGGAAUGUCGUGCUUUUAAGGCAGAGUGGAGUGAGAAUUAUUUUGUUACUGAAUUAGAUGGCAAAGCAUUGUGUUUAUUGUGCAGUGAUACUAUAGCUGUACUAAAAGAGUACAAUAUACGUCGGCAUUACCAGACUAAGCAUUCGGCACAGUAUUCCCAACUCACAGGGAAGGAACGAUCACAAAAAUUAGAAACUUUGAAACGGAGUAUUUCAUUACAACGCAGUUUCUUCACGAAAAUGAAAAAUGAAAAUAAGGCUGCAAGUAAAGUAAGUCUACGAGUAGCUCAUUUGUUAGCCAAGGAAGGAAAACCCUUUACUGAUGGUGAGUUAAUUAAAUCAUGUUUGAUUGUAGCAGUUGAAGAAAUGUGUCCAGAGAAAAUGGAUUUAUUUAAUAAUAUCAGCCUUUCCGCGAGAACAGUUGCCCGAAGAGUUGAGGACAUUGGUAGCAACAUCACUAACCAAUUAAUUAACAAGGCAAAUGAUUUCGAGUGGUUUUCCUUAGCUCUUGAUGAGUCGACAGACAUUACAGAUACUGCUCAAUUGCUGCUGUUUAUUCGAGGAGUCAAUGCUGACUUUGAAGUGACUGAAGAAUUAGCUUCUAUGAAUAGUCUGCGUGGAACAACUACAGGCGAAGACAUUUUCAAGGAAGUUGAGGAAAUGUUAACGAAGUACAAUCUGAAGUGGAAUCAGCUAAAAUGUGUGACAACUGAUGGUGGUAAAAAUAUGUCUGGAACAGAACCAGUCGUGUCAACGGUGAACUUCAUUCGUUCUCGUGGGCUGAACCAUCGUCAGUUCCGUGAUUUUCUGUCAGAAGUGGAAGCCGAAUAUCCUGACUUACCCUACCACACAGCAGUUCGAUGGCUCAGCAGUGGUAAAGUUUUAUUAAGAUUUUUUGAACUCAGAGCAGAGAUUUAAAUUUUUCUCAAUGAGAAAAAUCGCCCUCGACCCCUUUUAUCGAACACUGAAUGGCUUUGGAAGUUAGCUUUUGCUGCUGAUAUCAUGGAUUUCUUAAUGGAUUCAACUUGAAGCUACAAGGCAAAACAGUGCUAAUAUGUGAAACUUAUACUGCGGUAAAAUCAUUUCGACAACUGGCUUUG